Elgaria multicarinata webbii is the source of this 1003-nucleotide messenger RNA. RefSeq names its product glutathione S-transferase zeta 1 (gene GSTZ1). Gene Ontology annotation, molecular function: glutathione transferase activity; maleylacetoacetate isomerase activity. Gene Ontology annotation, biological process: glutathione metabolic process; L-phenylalanine catabolic process. The transcript is spliced from 9 exons. The record is from RefSeq and is a predicted model, not a curated record. Gene Ontology annotation, cellular component: cytoplasm; mitochondrion. NCBI's taxonomy places the organism in Eukaryota, Metazoa, Chordata, Lepidosauria, Squamata, Anguidae. The coding region runs from base 108 to 764 and encodes 218 amino acids.
AUAGGAAGCAGGGCUGUAACUUAAAAUAUAGCCAAUGUCAACUUGUUAAAGGACUCUAGUUCUGUACUCCAGAGGGAGGGACGCGUAACAAAGGGGGAGCGCGCAGGAUGUGUGCCGCAUCAGCGAAGCCGGUUCUUUAUACCUAUUUCAGAAGUUCCUGCUCCUGGAGAGUUCGAAUUGCGCUGGCUUUGAAGAGAAUUGCCUAUGAUCAAGCACCAGUAAAUCUUGUGAAAGAUGGAGGGCAGCAGCUGUCUUCUGAGUUCCAGACUGUGAACCCAAUGCAGCAAGUCCCAGCCCUCAAAAUUGAUGGCAUCACCCUCUCGCAGUCACUGGCUAUAAUAGAGUAUCUAGAGGAGACAAGGCCAAACCCUAAGAUCCUGCCUCAGGAUCCAAAGAAGAGAGCCCAGGUCCGGAUGAUCUCUGAUCACAUUACUUCUGGAAUUCAACCCUUGCAGAACCUGACCGUCUUGCAGCAAGUGGGAGAAAAGAAGCUAGACUGGGCACAGCAUUGUAUUUCUCGUGGCUUCAAAGCUCUGGAGCAGAUUCUGCAGGAAACAGCUGGCCGCUACUGUGUUGGGAAUGAGGUGACCAUGGCUGACCUGUGCUUGGUCCCCCAAGUGUACAAUGCUGAGAGCAGAUUUAAAGUGGAUCUUACUCCAUACCCCACAAUAAGCAAAAUCAACAAAGCUCUGCUGGAGUUAGAAGCAUUUCAAACAAGUCAUCCAUCCCGACAGCCGGAUACACCUUCAGAACUAAGAGCCUAAAACUGCCCAGUCGUCUUACUGUAGAGGAAUUGAGCAGAGUUUUCCCAGAAAGGGACUCUCUCCUACAGAACAAGUUAGGAAGGAAUCAAAAUACGCCACCUUCUGAAAAGACAAAACAGGAGCACUGCAGAGGCAUAACAUGCCACUGCAGGAAAAGGCUAUUCUGGGGCCUGCGCCCUUGAUCAUGUUUGACAACUGUAAAUGCCAUAACGAAGCAGAUUAAAAGGAAGAGAGCUUGC